AUGCCCCGACAGGACUCAACGGUCAUGGCCGGCAGUCUGACCCACCACGGCUCCCCGAACCCCGGCUACAGCUCCAACAACGCUGUCCCGGUGCCGGUCAUUACACAGACGGACUCCAGGGACAAAUGGAGCAAAAAGAUGGAUUUUCUCUUGUCUGUCAUUGGUUUUGCGGUGGAUUUGGGAAAUGUUUGGAGAUUUCCGUACGUAUGUUAUCAAAACGGCGGUGGUGCUUUCCUUAUUCCCUACAUUUUGAUGGCCAUCUUCGGUGGCGUGCCGCUCUUUUACAUGGAGCUGGCGCUGGGACAGUUCCACAGAACGGGAGCCAUAUCCAUAUGGAAACACAUCUGUCCCAUUUUCAAAGGUAUAGGAUACGCCAUUUGUAUCAUCGCUCUGUAUGUGUCCUUCUACUACAACACCAUCAUCGCCUGGGCCCUCUUCUACUUCUACUCCUCUUUCUCCAGCAUCUUGCCUUGGACAAACUGCGACAAUGUGUGGAAUACCCCCGACUGCACCAACUAUUUUGGCAUGGACAACGUCACCUGGACGAAUUCCUCCAGGUCUCCGGCAGAGGAAUUUUACACGAGGAAUGUUCUUGAGAUCCACAAGUCAUCAGGGCUAAAAAACGUCGGGGGUGUUCGCUGGCAGCUGAUGCUCUGCCUUUUUCUCAUUUUCACCAUAGUAUACUUCAGCCUGUGGAAGGGAGUGAAGACAUCAGGGAAGGUAGUGUGGGUGACCGCCACCUUACCCUACAUUGUGCUUUUCAUCCUCCUAAUUCGAGGCGCCACUCUGCCGGGAGCCUGGAGAGGUGUUGUAUUUUACCUAAAACCACAGUGGGAGAAGCUGCUGGAAACCAGUGUGUGGGUGGAUGCUGCUGCUCAGAUAUUCUUCUCUCUGGGGCCAGGGUUUGGGGUUCUCCUGGCUCUGUCCAGCUACAACCCUUUCACAAAUAACUGCUAUCGUGACGCCAUCGUGACAAGUUUGGUGAAUUGUCUGACCAGCUUUGUGUCGGGGUUUGUAAUAUUUACGGUGCUGGGCUACAUGGCAGAGAUGAGGAAGGUGGAGGUCGAGGAUGUAGCCAGGGAUAAAGGACCAAGUUUACUCUUCAUCACGUACCCAGAGGCCAUUGCAAACAUGAUGGGCUCAACCUUUUUUGCAAUCAUCUUUUUUGUGAUGAUGAUCACGCUGGGACUGGACAGUACUUUUGGUGGGCUGGAGGCGAUCAUCACUGCCGUGUUGGAUGAAUACCCAGAUCAUUUCUCCCACAGACGUGAACUCUUCGUUCUGUGCCUGGUUGUCGUCUGCUUUUUGGGUUCUCUAAGCACCCUUACAAAUGGUGGUGCAUAUGUGGUGAAGCUGCUGGAGGAAUUUGGAGUUGGGUGCUCCAUUAUUGCUGUGGGUUUCCUUGAGGCCAUUGCGGUUUCCUGGUUCUACGGCAUCAAAAGAUUUAGCAAUGAUGUUCAGGCCAUGUUGGGCAAAGCUCCAGGUUUAUUCUGGAAGGUGUGCUGGGUCGCAAUCAGUCCAGCAUUUCUGGCGUAUAUCAUCGUGAGCUCCCUGCUGAAAGCACCGCCCCUCGCACUGUUUGAUUACAAGUACCCAGACUGGAGCAUCACAGUGGGAUACAUCAUUGGCUUCUCAUCCUUCAUGUGGAUCCCCAUCUAUAUGGUCUACAAGCUGGUAUGGACCCCUGGAUCUCUCAAACAGAGGUUGGCGGUGUGUCUGAGACCUGAGAGGACCAUACCAGACAUCCACGCCGACAGCCUCAACAUGGCUACUGUGCCAUAGAGGGAAAAAAAAACACCUUAACACAUGAAGAACACACUUGUAGAUGCCCAUUCAAACCACAGUUUUAAGUUACUUGUGACUGAACUGAUUUCGUGACAUUAUGACAGUUUCCUGUCAAUGAUGUCAAACAUGUCAACUUUCACUGCACAUGCACACUCUGUAAAAUGGUAAAAUGCUGCUAAAUUUGUAAUUUCAAGAGGAACUGAGAUAGCAAUACUCAUAUUUUACCUGUAUGAUCUUUGUCAAUCAGAUUUACCUGCAGUACAUCACCAGGACAGUUUGUAGCUUUCACAUAUUGCCAUUUUCAAGUGUUGCAUUCCUGUGGUCGUGGGAGUCAGUAGUAAAUUCAAUGGUCUGUCUCUUCCCUUAAUCAGCUGUGUUCAUCUCACAAGAACAUAAAGCCAAGGAAAAUAAAAACAUGUAUUUCUGUAUGUAACAUCAGCACAUCAUUUGUAUUGCAUGGGGCCAUUUUCUCUAUACUUAUACUAUAUUUCCUAUACAUUGGGAAAGAUCCAUGAAAUCACCUCUGCAUGCUCAGCUAUAGCAACAAUGCAAACACCAGUGCUGCACCUGCAGCAACAGUGUGGUUAACAAAGUUUUCCCCCACUAAACUAAUCAUUUUGCAUAUAAUUGCAUGUAACAAAAAAAAACUUUCUUCAAUCACCAACAUACUGUACGGCAUGUUAGAUUCGUCAGAUGAAGAAGUGACUGUCCAGGGGCAGUCUCCUCUUUAUUUUUGGUCAAUGCUGUAUUUUAUAUUCAUACAAUAGAUCUGUAAUUCAUUGCUUGUAUAGGAUUUCAUGCCAGCUGCUGGAUAUAUCUGCUAAAAAUGUUUUGUUUUUCCCUACAAGUGUUUGUAAUGGAGGUAAGUGAGGCGCUCAGAGAAAGACCACAUUACAAUGAUAAUCUUCUCAUUACGAUCAUAGAGUAGCAGUUCACAUAGAAAGAAGAUGCUUUGUACUUUCAUGUGAAAUGUAAGAAUCGAUUGAAAUAUGUGCAGAUGUUUGUGUAUCACUGUAGUUUUUCCAAGUCAAAAUGAACUUUUUGGUCUUCAUCUGAUGGCUUCAUUUAUCUCCAGAUAGCCUGUUUUGCCUUAAUUUGCCUGAAUAUUACACUGUAUGUACAAUACUUGUAAAGGUUGUAUUGAUAUUUAUUGAUAUUGUGCCUCUCCAGACAAUGUUUUCACUCUCUCAUUGAAGACUGUUCAAAUGUUUUUGCAGCUAUACAGUAUAAUAUGUCUUAGUCACACGUGUUAACUUACCUAAAAAAGCGCUUUAUACUUUGUUUAUAUUCAGAGAGUGUGAUGAGCAAGGUGAUGAUUGUUGUGUGAUUUCAGUCAUGGUUUCUGUAGUAAG
Messenger RNA from Lates calcarifer (barramundi perch), 3137 nucleotides. RefSeq names its product solute carrier family 6 member 4b (gene slc6a4b). Gene Ontology annotation, molecular function: serotonin binding; serotonin:sodium:chloride symporter activity. Bases 1 to 1782 code for a protein of 593 amino acids. The record is from RefSeq and is a predicted model, not a curated record. Gene Ontology annotation, cellular component: membrane; neuron projection. Gene Ontology annotation, biological process: sodium ion transmembrane transport; serotonin uptake. The transcript has 13 exons. Lineage: Eukaryota; Metazoa; Chordata; Actinopteri; Centropomidae.